Prunus dulcis (almond) is the source of this 4879-nucleotide messenger RNA. RefSeq lists its product as uncharacterized. The transcript is spliced from 7 exons. The coding region runs from base 279 to 4625 and encodes 1448 amino acids. Gene Ontology annotation, biological process: protein transport. Lineage: Eukaryota; Viridiplantae; Streptophyta; Magnoliopsida; Rosales; Rosaceae. The record is from RefSeq and is a predicted model, not a curated record.
CUUAAUCACUCGUUUCCUUUCCGUGUGAUUUAGAAGAAGGCGAAAGUCUUCGUUUCCUUUUCCACGAAAUUUCAAUAUCCAUGCGCCUUCCUCUGUAAGAUCCUUCUUUUGCUUUUACUAAAUUCCACAAUCAGAAACUUCCAUUAUUAUAUUAUCACACGCUUCACCCGAUUCAAUACGCCAUCUGGGUUUCUUGGCCGCCUAGGAAAAUUAAUCAGAUCAUAUAACUUCGAAAGUUCAAAGCUUUGGUUUUGAAGAAUCUCAAUUCUGAAUUCACCAUGCUUCACAGGAGCUUCAAGCCAGCCAAAUGCAAAACGUCGUUAAAGCUUGCGGUUUCUCGUAUAAAGCUAUUGAAGAACAAGAAAGAUGCACAAGUGAAGCAGAUAAAGAGGGAAUUGGCCCAAUUACUUGAGACUGGCCAGGAACGGACUGCUAGAAUUCGGGUUGAACAUGUCCUCAGGGAAGAGAAGACGAAGGCAGCAUAUGAACUUAUUGAGAUAUAUUGCGAACUUAUUGCAGCACGCUUGCCUAUGAUCGAGUCACAAAAAAACUGCCCCAUUGAUCUGAAGGAAGCAAUUACUAGUGUAGUAUUUGCAUCUCCAAGAUGUGCAGACAUACCAGAACUCAUGGAUGUUCGCAAGCAUUUCACUGCUAAAUAUGGAAAGGAGUUUAUCUCUGGAGCUGUUGAAUUGCGCCCAGAUUGUGGUGUAAAUCGUAUGUUAGUGGAGAAAUUAUCUGCCAAAUCACCUGACGGCCCUACGAAGAUGAAAAUCUUGGCUGCAAUUGCAGAGGAACAUAACGUCAAAUGGGAUCCUGAAUCAUUUGAAGAGAAAGAGUCCAAGCCUCCGGAGGACCUGCUGGCAAAAAGGAAUUUUGUGACAUUUGCGCAGAAUGGACCAAAUACUUUUGGCUCGGCCAGUAAAAUUCAUGGGGAACCUCCGCGUGGCCCACCUCCACCUAAUCAUGAUGUCAAGGAACCUUCUAAUGUUCAGGUUCCACCUCAAAGUUAUGAGAAUCAUGAUGUAUCCAUGAACUUUAAUCAGCAGAGUGCAAGAUCUUCACCUCGCUUCCGGGAUUCUGCUUCUUCAAAUGUUUCUUCCAACAAAGCAACCGCAUCUGACACAUUUCAUCCAGAAGUGAGAUCUUCAGGAAAUAGAACUGAUGGGACGGAAAAUAGGCAUUCAUUUCAUGGGGACGGAAAUACUUCUUCAACGGGUAGGCAGAAUUGGAACAUGAACUUUAAGGAUGCUGCCUCUGCAGCGCAGGCAGCUGCUGAAUCAGCAGAAAUGGCAAGCAUGGCUGCCAGAGCAGCUGCAGAACUUUCAAGGCAACAUUCUUCAGAAUCACGGGAUAAAUUUAGCCAGUCAGCUUCUUUAACAUCUAGUAGAACUUCCAUUAACAAUGAUCCUUCACUGAAUAGUCACCAAAUGGCAGAUCGAUAUCCUCAAAGGAAGUCAUCUGAACCUGAGAAACGUGACUCUAUAGGUGAAAUGAGUACAAAGAGACAGUCCAGCAACACUGAUGUGUAUGCUAGUGAGAUGCAAACUGGAAGGGAAUCUGAUAAUGUUUCUUAUUUUGGCGAUAUGGGAUCAGACGAGAAAUCUAGCAGGCAUUCCUCCCAAUCUAAUUCUAUAGGUGAAGUGAGUACUAAGAGAGAGUCCAGCAACAUUGAUGUGUAUUCUAGUGAGAUGCAAACUGGAAGGGAAUCUGAUAAUGUUUCUUAUUUUGGCGAUAUGGGAUCGGAAGAGAAAUCUAGCAAGCGUCCCUCCCAAUCUAAUUCUAUAGGUGAAGUGAGUACGAAGAGACAUUCCAGCAACAUUGAUGUGUAUGAUAGUGUGAUGCAAACUGGAAGGGAAUCUGAUCAUGUUUCUUAUUUUGGUGAUAUGGGAUCGGAAGAGAAAUCUAGCUGGUGUUCCUCCCAAUCUAAUUCUAUAGGUGAAGUGAGUACGAAGAGACAGUCCAGCAACAUUGAUGUGUAUUUGAGUGAGAUGCAAACUGCAAAGAAACCUGAUAAUAUUUCUUAUUUUGACGAUAUGAGAUCUGAAGAGAAAUCUAGUAGGCCUGCCUCCCAAUCUAAUUCAAAUUUUGGUAGUGAUGAUCAGGAGGAUGUUUUGAGAGGGAAUGAUCAUAUUUCUUAUUCGGGAGAUAUGAGGACUGGAGAACAAUCUGCCAGGUCUCAUUCAAGAAAUUCAAGUAAUGAUCGCGUAAAUGUUUCCACUGGCCUGGGUGAGGAUUCUUUUGUUGGUGAUGCUAAUAUCUAUCAGAGCACAAAGCAAAUGAAUUCUUAUGGAAAUGCUGCUUUGGUUUUUGAUGACUCUGGUUCAGAUGAUGAUAAAUAUAAAUUUGAUGUGGAGGACUUCAAGGGCCAAGAAUCUAGUUUUUAUUUUCCUUCUCCCGAUAGAAACUCAUUUUCUUCUUCAGCUCAUUUGAAUGAUAGGAGCUCCAAACAUCAGACAGAUGAAGUACAAUUUAAGUCCACUUCACAAUUAAGUUCUUCAUUGACGCAGCACUCCCCUCCUGUUUUUUCAGAAAACUUGACAGGUUCUGUGGCUUCUUCAGAACCAAAUGACUUAUUGCCUGUUGCUUUUGAUGCUUCAGAUGGCCCAAGUUCAGACAGUGAAGAGGAGGUAGACAAGUCUAAGCUUUCCCAGAGCACAGUUUCUAAAUUUUCUUCUGGACAGAGCCAUAGUGCAAGACAUAGGUCAUUUGGAUCUUCAUCUUCGGAGGAGUUAAAUUUGGGUUCUAAUCAAAAGUCAUGGUUACUGCCUUCAUCUCUUAAUUUGAACUCCGUUGAUGUACAGCCUGGGAGAAGCCAAGGAGUUGAAAAUACCCCUGCCUCGGAGGAAAAGUUUGAUUAUGAUGAAUUGCCUACUGGUGAGCCAUCUCGAGGGCUAAUGAAAUCUGGAUUAGACUCAAAUGUUAAGGACGAUUUUCAAACACUACAGUUGCCUCAAACUGUGAAAGAUAGUGAGGUUUCAGCGGGGUGUAGUUGUGUAAGCGACACUGACAAUGAGUUGAACUAUGGGACUUUGACAGGUGGCCUGCGGAAUAAGGGGUAUAAGCAUCCACCGUUUACCAGGAAACCAUCAGGAAACUCUUUGUUUGUCAAACAAGUCACUGAGGAUACUAAGAUUGAGCAACCUUCCCAUUCUCCGAAAAUCAGGACUUCCAUCGUUUCUGGUGCUUCUAGUCAAGAGCCAAAUAAUCUGCAAGGGAGCACAAAACUGAUUAAGGAACGGAGCAGAAGAACCCAAGUCUCAUAUAUUGCUCCCGAUGAUGAUUCUUCAGGGGAUGAACUGUCACAUGGAAUUGUUAGCAGUGGUAAAGACCCAUUCAAUAAAAAAUUGGGAUCUGAAGCAAAGGCAAGCUCAAAAUCCACAUUUGGUUUCUUUGAUUCAGAGGAUAGCGAAGGUGAGGAAGAUCUUCACACAAAGAUUUCCACUAGCAAUGCCCGUCCAAGUGCUAAACUAUCUAGAAGGACACAGCCCUCUUCUUCAAAUUCUGUUAGAAGUUCUAGCUCAAAGACAGCAGUUGUUUCUGACGUGUCAAGGACUUCAGAAUAUGGAAAAGUCUCUUCAAGGAGUUCCUAUGCCACUGAAACUCUACCAAAGUCCUCAUCCCAUACCAAGAGCUCAGAGCGCUCAGGGAGUCGGGAGUGGAAUAGACCCGCAGAACAAGCAGCUCCUGAACCAAUACCAGAAUCCCAGAGGUCCUCGCCUGUAGAGACUUCAAAGUCAUACAGAAACUCCUCUUCAAGGAGUUCCUAUGCCACUGAAACUGUACCAAAGCCCUUGUCCCAGACCAAGAGCUCAGAACGCCCAGGUAGUCAGGAGUGGCAUAGACCAGCAGAAGAAGCAGCUCCAAAACCAAUUCCAGAUUCCAAGAGGUCCUCGCCCGUAGAGACUUCAAAUUCAUAUGGAAACCCCUCUUCACGAAGUUCCUAUGCCACAGAAACUGUACCAAAGCCCUUGUCCCAGACCAAGAGCUCAGAACGCCCAGGAAGUCAGGAGUGGCAUAGACCAGCAGAGGAAGCAACUCCUAAACCAAUUCCAGAUUCCAAGAGGUCCUCUCCUGUAGAGACUUCAAAGUCAUAUGGAAACCCCUUUUCAAGGAGUUCCUAUGCCACUGAAACUCUACCAAAGCCAUCAUCCCAAACCAAGGGCUCAGAACGCCCAGGAAGUCAGGAGUGGCAUAGACCAGCAGAAGCAGCAGCUCCUAAACCAAUUGCAGAAUCCAAGAGGUCCUCAACCAUAGAGACUUCAAAGUCAUACGGAAACCCCUCUUAUGCCACUGAAACUCUACAAAGGCCCUUGUCCCAGACGAAGAGUUCAAUGCGCCCAGGAAGUCAGGAGCGGCAUAGACCAGUAGAACAAGCAGCUUCUAAACCAAUACCAGAAUCCAAGAGGUCCUCUGUGCAUGUAGAGACUUCAAAGUCAUUUCCAAGGGAGCAAUCAUCCAGUCUUUCUCCAAAGAUUGCAACAGCACGGAGCACUGAAACUCCAAAAUCAUCAGGUCCUACAGUGGAGAGUGCACCAAAGGAGAAAGCUUCUCAUGUCCACCCAAAGCUUCCCGACUCCGAUGCAAUAAUUGCCAAGUUUAUGGCCCUCCGGCAGAGUCGACAAUAGAUAUGGGUAUUUGCACAUAGUAAUAUAGGAUACAUUUUGAUGUGAUUAUCACAAAAGGUUUGCUAUUCUUUGACGUACUUGAUUUUUUUAUGAUUGUCAAGUAAGGGUUGAUGGUUAUAUGUAACCUUCGUGUCAAAAUUGAGUCGUUUAUUUUUUAUUUUUUCAUUUUUAGACCAUUAUAUUGCAAAUAUGAUGAGGUUACCAUUUGUAAGAGUUACGUAAUAAAACAUUUUUCCGUUUCUCUUUGUUUUAAA